Messenger RNA from Anas platyrhynchos (mallard), 3915 nucleotides. It is a transcript of the gene B3GALNT1, whose product is annotated as beta-1,3-N-acetylgalactosaminyltransferase 1 (Globoside blood group). NCBI's taxonomy places the organism in Eukaryota, Metazoa, Chordata, Aves, Anseriformes, Anatidae. Gene Ontology annotation, biological process: protein O-linked glycosylation. The record is from RefSeq and is a predicted model, not a curated record. Gene Ontology annotation, cellular component: Golgi membrane. Gene Ontology annotation, molecular function: N-acetyl-beta-D-glucosaminide beta-(1,3)-galactosyltransferase activity.
GAGCCCCGGCUCGCAAUGCAAAAUACCGCAUCUCUAUCUGUAUUACUAUGAAAAUGAACGUAACCCAGCGCUUUCUGCACAGCAGAUUUGCUCUUAAAGGUUUCUGCCUUCGGGCCGCUACCUCCGCAAGCUCUUCACUCACUGCAAGCUGUCCUAGAACGGAAAAUUGAGAGUGCCCAGACAACAUGAAGCAAUAGGAAGUCAUUAAAAAAAUAUUGAAAGUGUUUUGCACAGUACUGUUGUUUUGGAUAGCCUGGUAUCUUGCACAAAUACCUCUAUCGGUAGUAAGAACUUGAGAAGCCAAAAAAUUAAAAUGGAUUUGCAAAUGAUUUCUGCAAGUUGAUUUAAAAAAUAUAUUUUGCUAUAUUUCUGGAAUUAUAACUAAUAGCAGGUAUUUUUAACCUUUAAAACAGUCAAUUCAUUGAUUACUGUUAUUAUUAGAAUUUAAUUAUUACAAUAAUUUGCUACUUUUUUUUCCUGUCAAAUAUGCCCACGCUAAAUAAUAACCCAGCUAUAACAGUAUGAGUAUCUAAAAUUCCUAAGAGCAUGCUCAGACUGUUUUCUGAAAUUUGUUUUAAAGCAAUUGGUUUUAUCUGGCAGCAUAACCUCAGACAUUAUUGAGUCUUGCCAGGAAGCUGCAAAUUCACAAAUGAAACCAUUUCCUUGGAAGAACCAAUCCUGAACAUUCAUUUAAGCAUCUGAGCUAGGAAUAGCAGUGGAUUCUUCUGUCCACUGAGGGUUUUCUCUUUAAUUUGCCCUUUCUUUCUGCAUGAGUUUGAAGCAGAGUUCUGUGCCAAACAUGUUUGGAGGAUGACUGGCCUGCAUUGCGGAUGCUCAGCACUACAGAAAUAGCUGCCUGAUGCUUUGGGGUGCGUGGCUUCUAUCCCUGACCAUCACGAGAGCCUUGUGUGGUGCACCUGUGCUAGCUUGCAAAGAGGUCAGUGUGUCACUGGAGGAACGUGACCUUGGACGUCCAGAAGUGCUCUCUGCCAUCAGCAGUGCUCCUGGCACCUGCUGGCUGCUGCCCUCUCCUUGCCAUGGAUCGCUGCCUGCCUGCGGGAGCCAGCAGCUCGCCUCUGGCUGCCCGUCCUCUUUUCUCCCUCGUGCAGCUGUGUGAUCCGCCUGGGUGGUAGUAAGAAAUGUGCCUCAGAACUUGUGGUGCAGAUUUGGAAGGCCACUGAUGUACUUCUACAAAUUAGCUAUUGCCUAGUUCCAGAAAGUGUCAUGUAUGUGGGACUGUUACAAUGGGUUUUCUUGCUGCUUCUCAUAUUUUCAAUCGUAACAAUGUGGUACAUCACCUUUUCUUCAAACACUGUGAUUGAGCAUGCAAACACCAUGUAUUUCUAUGAAUACGAACCAGUUUACAAGCAACCCUACCUCUUCACGUCACGAGAACACUUGAAAUGCAAAGACAUAAAUCCGUUUCUAGUCAUCUUGGUGUCUUCAAGACCUAAUGAUGUGGAGUCAAGGCAGGCCAUAAGGAUAACAUGGGGAUCUCACAGCUUCUGGUGGGGACAUCGGAUUUUAACGCUGUUCUUACUGGGUCAGGAAACGGAAAGAGAAGACAAGUCUGCAGCACUGUCAGUAGAAGAUGAAAGCAUCCUGUACGGUGACAUAAUUAGCCAAGAUUUUAUGGACACUUACGACAAUCUGACCUUGAAAACAAUUAUGGCGUUCCGAUGGGUGACUGAGUUCUGUCCAAAUGCUAGAUUCGUCAUGAAGACUGAUUCUGAUGUCUUCAUCAACACGGGUAACUUAGUAAAAUUUCUUCUGAAGCUCAACUCCUCAGAAACUAUUUUCACUGGUUACCCUUUUAUAGGUAGCUUCGCCUACAGAGGCUUCUACAAGAAAACGUACAUCUCGUACGAUGAAUAUCCUUUCAGUUUUUAUCCGCCGUACUGCAGUGGCAUGGGUUAUAUAUUGAACGGAAACCUGGCGCUGAGGGUUUAUGAAAUGAUGAAUCAUAUCAGACCUAUUAAAUUUGAGGAUGUUUAUGUUGGAAUUUGCUUAAAUAUACUCAAGGUGAACAUCAUCAUUCCAGAAGAAGAACGGUUCUUUCUUUAUAAAAUUAAUUUUGAUGUCUGUAAGUAUAGGCAUUUGAUUGCAGUACAUGGCAUUAAGCCUAGUGAAAUGAUCCAGUUUUGGCAGGAUUUGUCAUCCAACACUUCAGUUACUUGCCUUUGAUUCUGUAUAAAUGUACGUGAGCUUAAACCUGUACUGUCUUAAACCUAGAAUUGUACUGCAAAAGUGUUCAACUAAUGCACAGGGCCACAUGAAACAAAAGCAUGGUUGUUGAGCUGACUUUGGCUGAAGGACAACUGUGCUGCUGGGGGAAAGCUGCGAUGGCAGCAUUUCCUGGGAUGUUCUCAUAUUCUUAAGUGAAAAUAUCAGGAAUUCACAGAGCACUUUUCCAUGUAUAUAUCCUAUGCAUGCAGGAUACUUUGGAGUAUGCUGUCCUGUCUUGCUCUGAUGCUUCUGCACGCUGUAUGCUGUAACCAUGGGAUUUCUGCCUGAAUCUCCUGGAAUUUAUAAAAAGUUACAGGAGUUAUGUUUAUGCCAAGAAACUAGCUUGGAAGAUGCUUCUCAGGGUACUGCCUAACUUGAUUUCUUUUGUUGUUUUUGUGAACUGCAUCAUCCUUUGCUGCCUUCAGGUACUUGUUCUCUGCCCAGCAAGGAACUCGGAGCUACCUUCGUACUGACACAGAAACCCCUCUGUAAUCGUUCUGAGUGUCCCAGGGCUCUGGAUUUGUGGGGUGUGCAGAAGCCAAGGGGAAGUUCUGAAAAGGGGAUGCACUCUGUGUGCACGUGUCUGUAUAUUUAUAUACAUGUAAACCAGAACUGUUUUGGUGCCUUACAAGGAACAUUAGUAACGUUCACACACCAGUAGAGGGCUGGCCCCAGAAUACUCCAUGUGCAGUGUGGGCCCGAGACAUCCCUCACGCAGUGAUAUCAUCAGGUACCGCAUGUAUCCGUACACGUGUGUGUGUGCUGAUGCAUCCCGAGGGUUCCUGGCACCACACUUCACAUCCAUUCAAAACUUUAUAUCCAUUUCAAAAAUAGUCUUCGUGCUUCAGGUAUUAAAGUGAAAGAAGUAUGAGGUUCUGUGCUUCUAAUGUAAAGAAGACAAAGUGUACUGUAUCUGUAAAGAUGGGUAUUCUAAUCACUUUAUUCAUAGCGGCAAGACCAAGGUUUCAGUAGUUUACACUUCUAAUAGACAACGAUACAGAAUUUGCAAUUACAUUAACAUAAUUAUUCUAGACACAUCUACUACACAGCGGAGACUAUAGUUACAUCCUGUACAUCUAGAAUGACAGAGCACUGCCACUUUAUUUGUACUAUAGCUAACGUGUUAUGAUAUAUUUACAUUUGGCUGUCUUUCAGAUAGUCUCUUAGAGACAAAUUAGAAGAGGUACAGAAGCCUCUGGUACCAAGACUGAGGUUUCACCAAUGUUUUUGUUAUGCUGUGGUUAUGGUCAGUAUUGAAUUCUGCUGUCUUCUCAAUAACUACAUGGUUUUAUGAUGGAAGUAUAGGACUUUUUAAAUAUAUAUAAAAAUGAUGUAUUGGGGAAAAUACUGCCUAGACAAGUAUUUCAGAUUUCAGUGUUCUAAGAACGUAUGGGUCAAAGCUUUUCAAAAAUACAUAUUUUUCGUUAAACCAAAUAGCUAAAGCUACUGUAUUGCAUAACCAAGGAAAGAAUGCUGUUGUAGCUCCCGAAACAGAGGUAAAACUACAGUUAUUCCUGUUGUUUUAGGAUCCGUUAUUUGAUUGUUGUAGCACUGUGGUCAGAUCCUGAGAGCUCUGUGAGAAAUGGUUAACUUGCUCUUUGAUUGUUUAUACCUCUAAAUAAAACAAAGCCAUUGGUUUUUUAAGCCUGCCAUGUAAAAUGUUUAGAAAUAAAUUAUUUGUCACAAGAA